This is a messenger RNA of Erinaceus europaeus (western European hedgehog), 5433 nucleotides long. It is a transcript of the gene KDM2B, whose product is annotated as lysine demethylase 2B. The record is from RefSeq and is a predicted model, not a curated record. Gene Ontology annotation, biological process: protein demethylation; regulation of transcription by RNA polymerase II. Bases 376 to 4305 code for a protein of 1309 amino acids. The transcript has 24 exons. Gene Ontology annotation, molecular function: transcription coregulator activity; protein binding; DNA binding. Lineage: Eukaryota; Metazoa; Chordata; Mammalia; Eulipotyphla; Erinaceidae.
AACGGCGCCGGGUGCCUCCCGGGCGCCCUCCAUGCCCCACACCUCCUCGGGCCACCCCCGCCCCCCAGCCCGAGUCGAAUGCUCCCCUCAACCCACUAGAGGGGCAGCGGGCUCUGUGCGCGAUCGGCAACAAUGUUUACGUUCCGGGGAUUAUGACGUCGACGCCUCCCCCCCACAACUGCUGAAAAUGGUUUCCUAGGACUUUGCAAACGGAUCUGCUUAAGUGUUGGUGCAAAACUUUGUAGAUCUCGACUCUGGCUUGCUUUAUUUAUUUGUUUUUCGGCUUGUUUUCUUUGGUCUUCCCUCCUUCCCCCCCUACGCCAAAAUGCAGGGGGCAGGAGUGUUGACAAUUAAUUGGUGAACUCUCCUAAAAAAAUGGAGGCAGAGAAAGACUCUGGAAGAAGAUUGCGUCCGAUCGACCGCCAGAGAUACGACGAAAACGAGGACUUGUCGGACGUGGAGGAGAUUGUCAGUGUCCGAGGCUUCAGUCUGGAGGAGAAGUUGCGCAGCCAGCUGUACCAGGGGGACUUCGUACACGCCAUGGAGGGCAAAGAUUUCAACUAUGAGUACGUGCAGAGAGAAGCUCUCAGGGUCCCCCUGGUAUUUCGAGAAAAGGAUGGAUUGGGAAUUAAGAUGCCUGACCCUGAUUUCACAGUCCGAGAUGUCAAACUCCUGGUGGGUAGCCGGCGGCUAGUGGAUGUGAUGGACGUGAACACCCAGAAGGGCACAGAAAUGAGCAUGUCUCAGUUUGUGCGGUACUACGAGACACCCGAGGCUCAGCGGGACAAGCUGUACAACGUCAUCAGCCUGGAGUUCAGCCACACCAAACUGGAGCACUUGGUCAAGCGUCCCACAGUGGUAGACCUGGUGGACUGGGUGGACAACAUGUGGCCACAGCACCUGAAGGAGAAGCAAACGGAAGCCACGAAUGCCAUUGCAGAGAUGAAGUACCCCAAAGUGAAGAAGUACUGUCUGAUGAGCGUGAAGGGCUGUUUCACUGACUUCCAUAUCGACUUUGGAGGAACUUCGGUUUGGUACCACGUUUUCCGGGGUGGGAAGAUCUUCUGGCUGAUUCCUCCAACCUUGCACAACUUGGCACUAUAUGAGGAGUGGGUGCUGUCAGGAAAACAGAGUGACAUCUUCCUGGGUGACCGCGUGGAACGAUGCCAAAGAAUUGAGCUGAAACAGGGCUACACGUUUUUCAUCCCUUCCGGUUGGAUCCAUGCCGUCUACACGCCGGUAGACUCCCUGGUGUUUGGCGGCAACAUCCUGCACAGCUUUAACGUGCCUAUGCAGCUGCGGAUCUAUGAGAUCGAGGACAGAACGCGGGUGCAACCCAAAUUCCGUUAUCCCUUCUACUAUGAGAUGUGCUGGUAUGUCUUGGAGAGAUAUGUGUACUGUGUGACCCAGCGGUCUUACCUCACUCAGGAAUACCAGAGAGAAUCGAUGCUCAUUGAUCCCCCAAGAAAGCCCAGCAUAGACGGCUUCUCAUCUGAUUCCUGGCUGGAGAUGGAGGAGGAGUCUUGUGACCAGCAACCUCAGGAGGAAGAGAAGGAAGAAGAAGAGGAGGAGGGGGAGGGUGCAGACAGGGUCCCCAAGCCACCCAAUGGCCCUGUCUCUCCCACCAACACCACCCCUGAGGACCAGGAGGUCCUCGGCAAGAAGCCCAAAGCCCCCGCCACACGGCUACUCAAGAGGACUUUGUCCAAUGAGUCAGAGGAGAGUGUGAAGUCUUCGACCAUACCUGCAGACUACCCCAAGACCCCCACUGGCUCUCCUGCCACUGAGGUCGCUGCCAAGUGGACCCACCUCACCGAGUUCGAACUGAAGGGCCUGAAAGCUCUGGUGGAGAAGCUUGAAUCCCUCCCAGAGAACAAGAAAUGUGUCCCAGAAGGCAUCGAGGACCCCCAGGCACUCCUGGAGGGUGUGAAGAAUGUCCUGAAGGAGCACGCAGAUGAUGACCCCAGCUUGGCUAUCACUGGGGUCCCUGUUGUCACUUGGCCAAAGAAGACUCCAAAGAACCGGGCAGUGGGCCGGCCCAAGGGGAAGCUGGGUCCGACCUCUGCAGUGAAGUUGGCCGCCAACAGGACGACAGCGGGAGCUCGCCGGCGCCGGACGCGAUGCCGCAAGUGCGAGGCCUGCCUGCGGACCGAGUGCGGAGAGUGCCACUUCUGCAAGGACAUGAAGAAGUUCGGGGGUCCUGGGCGCAUGAAGCAGAGCUGCAUCAUGAGGCAGUGCAUCGCGCCAGUGCUACCCCAUACCGCCGUGUGUCUCGUGUGUGGCGAGGCGGGGAAGGAGGACACAGUGGAAGAGGAAGAGAGCAAGUUUAACCUCAUGCUCAUGGAGUGCUCCAUCUGCAACGAAAUAAUCCACCCUGGAUGCCUUAAGAUUAAGGAGUCAGAGGGCGUGGUCAACGAUGAGCUUCCAAACUGCUGGGAGUGUCCUAAGUGUAACCAUGCCGGCAAGACCGGGAAAGCCUACAAGCAAAAGCGUGGCCCAGGCUUCAAGUAUGCCUCCAACCUGCCUGGCUCCCUGCUGAAGGAGCAGAAGAUGAACCGGGACAACAAGGAAGGGCAGGAGCCUGCCAAACGGAGGAGUGAGUGUGAGGAGGCGCCUCGCCGCCGGUCAGACGAGCACCCCAAAAAGGUGCCCCCUGAUGGCAUCCUGCGCAGAAAGUCGGAUGAUGUGCACCUGAGGAGGAAGCGAAAAUAUGAGAAGCCCCAAGAGCUGAGUGGACGCAAGCGAGCCUCAACGCUUCAAACGUCCCCCGGUUCCUCCUCUCACCUCUCGCCGAGGCCCCCUCUAGGCAGCAGCCUCAGCCCUUGGUGGAGAUCCAGUCUCACUUACUUCCAGCAGCAGCUAAAACCUGGCAAAGAAGACAAACUUUUCAGGAAAAAGCGGCGAUCCUGGAAAAAUUCAGAGGACCGGCUCCCUCUAGCCAACAAACCUCUUAGGCGUUUCAAGCAGGAACCUGAGGAUGACCUUCCUGAGGCGCCCCCAAAGACCAGGGAGAGUGACCAUUCUCGCUCCAGCUCCCCCACAGCUGGACCCAGCACGGAGGGGGCUGAAGGCCCAGAGGAGAAGAAGAAGGUGAAGAUGCGCCGGAAACGAAGGCUCCCCAACAAGGAGCUGAGUAAGGAGCUGAGCAAGGAGCUCAAUCAAGAGAUACAGAAGACAGAGAAUAGCCUGGCCAAUGAGAACCACCAGCCCAUCAAGUCGGAGCCUGAGAGUGAGAACGAGGAGCCCAAGCGGCCCCUGGGCCUCUGCGACCGUCCACAUCGCUUCAGCAAGGGUCUCAAUGGUACCCCCCGGGAGCUGCGCCACCAGCUGGGGCCUGGCCUGCGCAGCCCACCCCGAGUCAUCUCCCGGCCCCCUCCCUCUGUGUCCCCACCCAAGUGUAUCCAGAUGGAGCGACAUGUGAUCCGGCCACCACCCAUCAGCCCCCCGCCUGACUUGCUGCCCUUGGAUGAUGGGGCUGCCCAUGUCAUGCACAGGGAGGUGUGGAUGGCCGUCUUCAGCUACCUCAGCCACCAAGACCUAUGUGUCUGCAUGCGGGUCUGCAGGACCUGGAACCGCUGGUGCUGCGAUAAGCGGUUAUGGACCCGCAUCGACCUGAACCACUGCAAGUCCAUCACACCCCUGAUGCUGAGUGGUAUUAUCCGGCGGCAGCCUGUCUCCCUGGACCUCAGCUGGACCAAUAUCUCCAAGAAGCAACUGAGUUGGCUUAUCAACCGGUUGCCUGGGCUCCGAGAUUUGGUGCUGUCGGGCUGCUCGUGGAUUGCUGUCUCGGCACUCUGUAGCUCCAGCUGUCCAUUGCUCAGAACCCUGGAUGUCCAGUGGGUAGAAGGACUGAAGGAUGCCCAGAUGAGGGAUCUUCUGUCCCCACCCACAGAUAACAGACCAGGUCAGAUGGACAAUCGGAGCAAGCUCCGUAACAUUGUGGAGCUGCGUCUGGCGGGUUUGGACAUCACAGACGCCUCCCUCCGGCUCAUCAUCCGCCACAUGCCCCUGCUCUCCAAGCUCCACCUUAGUUACUGUAACCACGUUACUGACCAGUCCAUCAACCUGCUCACCGCUGUGGGCACCACCACCCGGGACUCCUUAACUGAGAUCAACUUGUCAGACUGCAAUAAGGUUACUGAUCAGUGCCUGUCCUUCUUCAAACGCUGUGGAAAUAUCUGUCAUAUUGACCUGAGGUACUGCAAGCAAGUUACCAAGGAAGGCUGUGAGCAGUUCAUAGCUGAAAUGUCUGUGAGUGUCCAGUUUGGACAAGUGGAAGAGAAACUCCUACAGAAACUGAGUUAGUCCUAGGACAAUUUGGACCUUGGAACAACAGACCACAGAAAGAUUGCAUUUUUCAAAUCUUGCCAAGGGAAAAGCUAGCCAUCCCAUCACCCAUUGGAGUGGCUGAGUGAGUUGGAUGCAUUCCUUUGGGCUUUCUGAAACAUAACUGCACUGCUUUCUGGACCAUUUCUAAGGCGGCCUUUACCAAGAAGACAUUCCUGUUGGAGAGGGUGGACUUCGGAGAAAUUCUCUUAUUGAAGCAUGAACUUAAAAGAGUUUAUGGUUGGUGGGGUUUUGUCUUGGACACCUCAUACCUUGCACCUCCUCCAGGGUUUUCCAGUGUCUACCUAAUGUGGACCACACACCACAUCUGCUGCCCUUUUAACAUAUUUUUUGUUUGGUUUUGUUACAUCUUACAUUAUGCAGAACUAUUUUUGUAUAAAUUGUUUAAAAGUUAUUUAUGCAAGGUUUGAAUGCAUACCAGUGUUUUUGUUUUGAGAUUGCCAACUUUCCUAAUGUCCUUGAGGUAGGAGAGAACUUAACCUGUACUUCAUCAACACAAAUAAUCCAGACAUGCCCAGAUAAGGCAAAGCAGGCUAAAACCUUCCAGUUAAAAGCAUGUUUAACUAGAUGAUGAGGGUCUGCUUUGUAUGUCAAGAAGUUACAUAAGCAUGUUGUUGGGAAUAUGUAAAUUAUAGUCAAAGAUACUUUGCCAGCUUUCCUCUGUAUAGAACUCACCUUUUUCUCAAAAUUUUAAAAUUCCAACUUCAACCUUUGCACUCAGGAGAGUUUUGCUCCAGCAUGAGCUCUUGUAUUCUACCUAGAUUAAUUUAUACAAGUGGGUCAAGAAGUAGAACGAUCCAACAUAGCCUUUCUACCCCUUUUUUCUUCUUUGAAGUGUGAGUUGAGUUCUCAUUUAAGGUUUAAAACAUGGCUGUUUCCUAGAUGUAAAGUUAUGCAUUCAUAAGUGCCAUUGUUGUAAGGUGUUGUUUUCCUAGACCUUCCCUGACACGGUUUACCUUUGUUGAAUUUGUAUAAACAGUUGUACAAAAAACUUGGAUUUUGUGGGUUUCUGUCCUAGAGUGUAAAUAGAAAUCUGAUGACCCCAGCUUUAGUACAAUGCUUGAAAGAUAAACUAUACUCUGAUUU